Molecule: messenger RNA, 993 nt
Organism: Fusarium subglutinans
Lineage: Eukaryota; Fungi; Ascomycota; Sordariomycetes; Hypocreales; Nectriaceae
Product: nad dependent epimerase dehydratase family
Exons: 5
Coding region: 1-993 (330 amino acids)
Source: RefSeq, a predicted model, not a curated record
AUGACAAAAGCUGAUGUCCUUAUUACUGGGGCGUCUGGCUAUCUCGGUGGCACACUUCUUGCUCGAUGGCAAUCAGCGCAAAUUUCGGGUUACGAAAAGCUCUAUGCUCUCAUUCGCAAACCUGAACAAGCUGAGACCGUGAAGAAGCUUUACGACGCUGAACCGGUCCAGGCUUCUCUUGAAGAUGAGGAUGCGGUCCAAGAACUGGUUGUAUCCAAGAGAAUCAAUCCCGUCUUCUUCCUAAUCGAUGCAUACAGUUUGCAGAGCCAAACAUCAUUCAUCAAGGGGCUAUCAGCUUUGAAGGCUCAGACAGGACUAGACACGCAUUUUAUCUAUACUUUAGGAACUCAACAGUUCUCAAGACUUUUGGGGCUACCUAACAACCGACCUCUCGAUACCGACCCCGAGUUAUAUGAACUACAGAAGAAUGCAAAAACCCCGAUGAAAGAGAUGAAAGUUUCCCUCGAUACUAAUUGCCGCGUUGUCGAACUUGGUUUAGAGUUUAGAGUCAAUACUUAUGCCUUCUCGCCUUGUAUUGUCUAUAGUAAAGAAAAAGAUUUCGGCAACCCUAUCUUAAUUCAGACUGUCAAUAUCGUCAAUGCCGCUCUAGCUUACAAACACGUCUACAUCAUUACAAACCCGUCUGAUCCAGUAUAUAGUAUUAGUAAUACUAUCAACUAUGCCAUUCUUAUUAAAGCAGUCCUCAAUGGACAAGAUCUUAACUACAGUAAAAAUAGCUUCUACCUUGCCUCUAGUAGCCGUGUCUGCUGGAUGGACUUAUACAAAGCUGUUGCCAAGGCUUUAUAUAAUCGUGGCCUUAUUAACGAUGAUUAUGUCCGGCCGAUUACUAAAGAGGCGCGUGAAACUAUUGGCAAGGGUCUCGGUAUUACGCCUGAUACUAUUAAGCUAAAGGUUGCUGGAAAUUCUUGGUAUAAGCCUGACCAUGCUAAGGCUAACGGUUGGAAACCUGAAUUUGGUCCGAGCAUAUCCUAG